Molecule: messenger RNA, 1908 nt
Organism: Akanthomyces muscarius
Lineage: Eukaryota; Fungi; Ascomycota; Sordariomycetes; Hypocreales; Cordycipitaceae
Exons: 3
Coding region: 1-1908 (635 amino acids)
Biological process (GO): microtubule cytoskeleton organization; protein dephosphorylation; regulation of exit from mitosis
Cellular component (GO): centrosome; nucleolus; mitotic spindle pole body
Molecular function (GO): protein serine/threonine phosphatase activity; protein tyrosine/serine/threonine phosphatase activity
Source: RefSeq, a predicted model, not a curated record
AUGGCUCCUACCUCUCGUCACGCCCAGAACCUGGGUCAGGUUAUUGAAUAUAUUCCCGACCGACUCUACCUCGCCGCCUACAUCAACCCGCCCACGACUGACACACCAUUUCCUUCGCCGCCCGAGUCGCCGCGAAAGCGAGCGCAAAGAGCGGCUGAAGGUCGUGCUGCGCCGUCGCCCAGCUGCCGCUCGCCUCCUUGCUACUUUACGAUUGACGACAGCCUCUUCUACAAUGCCUUCCACCACGACUUUGGCCCGCUGCACAUUGGCCACCUCUACCGUUUCGCCAUUCGCUUCCACGACAUCCUCGGCGCCAAGGAGAACAAGGAUCGCCCAGUCGUCUUUUGGAGCGCUGCCGACCCCAGAAGCCGUGCCAACGCCGCCUGCAUGCUCGCGUGCUACAUGGUCCUCAUCCAAAACUGGCCGCCUCAUCUGGCCCUCGCCCCCAUUGCCCAGGUCGACCCGCCCCUGAUGCCCUUCCGCGAUGCCGGCUAUAGUCAGGCCGACUAUGGCAUCACGGUCCAGGACGUCGUCUACGGCGUCUGGAAGGCCAAGGAGGAAAAGUGCAUCGACCUCGACAACUUUGACCUCGACGAAUACGAGCGCUUCGAGCGUGUCGAGCACGGCGACUUCAACUGGGUCACGCCCAACUUCCUCGCCUUUGCCUCGCCCCAGCACACCCCCGUCGCCAAGAUCAGCGAAGACUCGGACCUCUUCAAGCUCCUGCCCAAAGACCUCGAUGCGCUCGAUGCGCACCCCACGCUGCCGCAGCCCUUCAAGAAUGUCCUGUCGCACUUUGCCGAGCGCAACAUUGGCCUGGUCGUGCGCCUCAACUCGCACCUCUACUCGCCCUCGUACUUUGAGGCCCUGGGCAUCCAGCACAUUGACAUGAUCUUUGACGACGGCACCUGCCCUCCGCUGACCACUGUCCGCAAGUUUAUCCGCCUCGCCCACGAGAUGAUUACCGUCAAGAAGAAGGGCAUCGCCGUCCACUGCAAGGCCGGCCUGGGCCGCACGGGCUGCCUGAUUGGCGCCUACCUCAUCUACCGCCACGGCUUCACCGCCGACGAGGUCAUUUCGUUUAUGCGCUUCAUGCGCCCCGGCAUGGUGGUCGGCCCCCAGCAGCACUGGCUGCACCUCAACCAAGGGACGUUCCGCGAGUGGUGGAUUGAAGAGCGCGUUGAGCGCAGACUGCGACGUGAGAUGGCAACCUCGAACCCGGUGCCGAGCACACCUAUCCGAGCCAUGCAGAAGAGCUCGAUCCGCAACGGCCAAUUGUCCACGCCCCCCAACCGCAGCCCCUCGAACCGCACACCCCUGAGCGAGGUGGAGGACCGCAGCAACCAAGGACACAACCAGGAGGACUACCUGCCCGCGCCCACCCCCGGCCAGCCCAGAAAGACUCGUUCGGAGCGCCACCACCCGUAUCAACGAUCGGGGACGACGACGAUUGAGGAGAAGCAAGACAUUGAGCAGGAGACGGAAGUCGUUGCCGUGCAGCGUCAUUCAGCUGGCGGCGCCGCCGAUUCCGAGGAAGAGCUCCUCAUCCGCAUGCGCAGCUCCCGCAAGGCGUCCCAGUCGCCCAUGCGGAGCGAAAAGUCGCGCUCCGUCAGCCAGACCACAUCAACCACGACGGUCUACAUGGUUGACAAUGACGCUUCUCAGGACGCCGAGAACAUUGGUACCGGCCGGUCACCCAAGGCAGUGGAGCGCACACAGAGCGCCUCGGCCACCCUCCCCCGCGUUCGCGGCAGCCGGCGCGGUGCCAUGCCCGAGUCACCGCUCCGCAGCAAGGACUCGUCGACUUCAUCGGCCGGUGUGCGCAAGACGAGCGGUCGCGUAGGCAGCAUCAGCCAAGGGACCUCGGUAGCGGCCCUCGCCACGGCCCGCAAGGUCUCGGGCGCAUAG